AGUGGACCUCAUAUCGGAGUUCGAAUAUGACCUCUUCAUACGUCCGGACACCUGUAAUCCUAGGUUCCGUCUGUGGUUCAACUUCAUCGUCGACAAUGUGAGAACCGAUCAGAGGGUGAUAUUCAACAUUGUUAACUUCAGCAAGACCAAGAAUCUCUUCCGAGACGGAAUGACGCCACUGGUAAAAUCAACUAGUCGUCCAAAGUGGCAGCGCAUGCCCAACAAGCACGUGUACUACUACCGGUCACCGGAGCACCAGCAGCAGCACGUGCUGAGCUUCGCGUUCGCCUUCGACCGCGAGGAGGACGUGUACCAGUUCGCGCUCACCUACCCCUACUCGUACUCGCGCUGCCAGGCGCACCUCGACCUGCUCGAGCGCAAGGCUUUCCCGCACUUCAAGCGAGAGCUGCUUGCUACGUCCCUGCAACAACGGAGAGUGGAUCUUCUGACGAUUACACAGCCCAGUAACAUGACUCCAGGAGGGAAACGGCAGCAUGUGGUGGUCAUUCUGAGUCGUAUACACCCUGGAGAAUCACCCACUUCCUACGUCUGCCAGGGGCUGAUUGACUUCAUGGUGAGCAGUCAUCCAAUUGCAGUCACUCUUCGCGAACAUGUCGUUUUUAAAGUGAUUCCCAUGAUGAAUCCCGAUGGAGUCUUCCUGGGAAACUACAGGUCAACGCUGACAGGGUUCGAUCUGAACCGCACGUGGCAUCAGAUCUCCCGCUGGGCGCACCCCGAGCUGCACGCAGUGCACACCAUGCUCACGGAACUGGACCAGAACAAGGACGUGGAUCUGGACUUCGUUCUCGAUUUCCACGCCCAUUCAAGUUUACAAGGUGUUUUCAUCUACGGAAAUACUUACAACGACGUUUACAGAUACGAGAGGCAUAUUGUAUUCCCGAAGAUGUUAGCUCAAAAUGCAGAAGACUAUACGCCUACAAACACAAUGUACAACAGAGACGUCACCAAGCAAGGUACAACACGUAGAUUCUGCUGUACGGCGCUGAAGGACUCCGUCAACAGCUAUACACUUCAAGUAUCGCUCUUUGGAUACCAGAGCCCAAACAACUCGUCCCUUUUCUACUAUACGGAGGAAUCUUACUGCCGACUGGGCCGUAACGUGGCGCGUGCCUUCCUAGACUACUAUCGCGCUGUGGGCGUCGUCACAUCGCCACCUGCUGCCGCCACUAAUGAUGAUGAUACAUAUGGUAGUGAAUGUACAGUAUAG
Schistocerca nitens (vagrant locust) is the source of this 1228-nucleotide messenger RNA. RefSeq names its product cytosolic carboxypeptidase 6. The transcript is spliced from 11 exons. Bases 170 to 1228 code for a protein of 352 amino acids. NCBI's taxonomy places the organism in Eukaryota, Metazoa, Arthropoda, Insecta, Orthoptera, Acrididae. Gene Ontology annotation, biological process: proteolysis. The record is from RefSeq and is a predicted model, not a curated record. Gene Ontology annotation, molecular function: zinc ion binding; metallocarboxypeptidase activity.